Drosophila hydei is the source of this 1271-nucleotide messenger RNA. RefSeq lists its product as uncharacterized. Gene Ontology annotation, molecular function: hydrolase activity, acting on carbon-nitrogen (but not peptide) bonds. The coding region runs from base 7 to 1251 and encodes 414 amino acids. The transcript has 3 exons. The record is from RefSeq and is a predicted model, not a curated record. Lineage: Eukaryota; Metazoa; Arthropoda; Insecta; Diptera; Drosophilidae. Gene Ontology annotation, biological process: carbohydrate metabolic process.
UACAGCAUGAAAUUCACGACGCUGUUAGUACUGGGGCUGCUGCUAGCCACAGCGCUACUCUGCGAGGCCCAGAAGCCAGGUGGCAAGACGAAGUCCAAGUCCAAGUCCAAGUUGAAGAACAAGACAAAGACUACUGUAGCCCCGCAGGUGGAGAAACAGGAGCUGCAGAAAGCCGAGCCAUGCUCAGCGGACAAGUGCAAGUUACCCGACUGCCGUUGCUCAGAUGCGAUGUUACCAAAGCCCAAGUUUAAGGGCAAAGAGCAAGAGAUACCGCAGUUUGUUACCAUCACCUUUGACGAUGCUGUGAAUGCUGUAAACUAUGCCCAAUACGAGCUGCUCUUCAAUGAUUUGGUCAAUCCGGAUGGCUGUGCCGCAACUGGCACUUUCUUUGUAUCACAUGAGUACACGGACUACGUACGUGUGAAUGCCCUGUACAAUGCGGGCCAUGAGAUUGCACUGCACUCGGUGACCCAUGGCGAUGGCACCGACUAUUGGCGCGAUGCGGAUGUGGAGACCAUUGAGCGCGAGUUUGGAGCUCAGGUGCAGAUGCUGCAGACGUUUGCCAAGAUAGAUGCACAGAGGUUGCAGGGCAUGCGUCUGCCCUUCUUGCAGAUCUCUGGCAACAACAACUAUGAGGCGGUCAAGAACUUGGGUCUGACCUACGACAGCUCGUGGCCGACGCAGCAGCAUAAGAAUCCAGCAAUGUGGCCCUAUACACUGGACUACAUGUCCAUUCAGGACUGCCAGAUUGGCCCAUGUCCUGAUGCUUCAUUACCUGGCGUUUGGGUUAAUCCCAUGGUCACCUGGAAUGAUACUGAGGGCUACAGCUGCGCAAUGAUCGACGCCUGCGUCUAUCCGCCCGCAGACGAAAUAGAUGCCUUGUUCGAGUGGAUGCUAGAAAACUUCAAUCGCCACUACAAGGGCAACCGGGCGCCAUUCGGCAUGUAUCUGCAUGCAGCAUGGUUCGCACGUGGCCGCAACUACUUUGCCGCCUUCAAGAAAUUCAUGCAACAUUUGGCCACCUAUCCGGAUGUGUAUAUGACGGGCAUAUCCCGCAUGUUGGAGUACGUGAAGAAGCCAGUGCUGGGGCAGCCCUUCAAGAGCUGCGAGACGAAGCCCAACGCCACCUGCCAGCCCGUGCACUGCAAUGUCCAAAAGAUGUCCACCGGCGAGACGCGUUAUAUGAGCGUCUGCGACAAGUGCCCAAUUGUUUAUCCCUGGCUAAAUAAUCCGCUGGGUCAGAAUAUGUAAAUGUUGCACACCCAAUAAAC